CGUAAGGACGUGGCUGUGGCUACAGACCCUGUGGAGCACCCAGGUAGAUCAGAGAAGGUAGCAGGCCAGUUUGUGACCUCAGAGGGUCUGCUGGUGACCCUCAGGAGGAUGGAGGCCAUGGUCAACAGUGCCCUGGAGGCAGCUGAGCUGGUUAGGGAGAGUCAGCGAAGGGUCAGCCAGGUCAAGGAGAGGAUGGAGAGCAUCACUCAGAAGAUGGAGGAAGCUCUGACCAGAGCAGCGGACACAGAGGGUCAGCUCAGUUCCCUGGAGGCCAGGGUCACAGCCAAACCUCAGUUGCCAGGUCCUGUAGGGCAUACAGCCCAGCCUGAUUUUGAAGCUGUAGGCAGAGACAGAUCUAGGAACCCCUCUCCUCCAGGUCCUGUAGGGAAGACAGCCCAGCCUGAUGUUGAAGCUAUAGGCAGAGACAGAUCCAGGAACCCCUCUCCACCAGAGCCUGUGACCGAACGCUACAGCAAGUCUCGAUGGCCCCUUAUAAGCGGUGCCAUUUAUUCACGAACUGGAGGAGGCAGCAACAGUGGCAGCAAGAGCUGUGAUGAUUCAGAGCCACCCUGCACUGAGGACAACAAGCCAAGCCAAGUCCAAUGUACUGACUUUGUCCCAGACCAAAAGCACAACAGUACCAGCAGUGAUGGUCCUGCACCUGCAGUUUUAGGUUUCAUCCCAGUGUCAGAGACACAAACUCCCCCAGUGUCCCCAUCACAAGUCUUCCUCCAGGACGAGUGUGCACCUCCUCUUGCCGUCCCACCGGAAACACCCCCUCAGUCUGCCUGUGUCAGUCACGCUGCCGCUCGCACUGAGGAGAAUGUAGCAGGUCUCAGAUUGGAGGAUCCCAGUUGCCGUGACCACUGUCAGUCAGAGGCCUGCGACUGUGGGAGUGGCCAAGCAUUGCCGCCUGGAGACUGUGGGAGAAGUCAGACAUCAAACCCAGGAGACAGUGCUGGUAGUAAAGCCUCUGAACCAGAAGAUCGUGGGAGGAGCAACGCAUUACAACCAACAGAUAUUGGGUGUGAUCUUGAGCAUUGUGGGAGUUUCCAUUCUCGAGAUCUACCGACUGUUUUAAUAACAGGCUCAGAUAAGGAAGGAGGGGGCCACGAGUUGUACUGCUUUCCCUGGGUUCAGACUGAACAGCAGUUAGAGGAAUCCCCUACCCAACCCACUCCAGCUGAGAGCCCCUUUUUCUUCCCCCUGACACGACCCCGAGCCCCACAGCCCCCCGUUAUGCCCGUCCUCCCUGAAGAAGAGGAGGAUUCCCCUGAGGAGCUCGACAGUUCCUCCAGCUCACCCAGCACAUAUACACCAGUUGAAAGUAGAGCAGUUACCGUGGAGAUGCCUGCUCCCACCAUUGUCUUCCCAAAGCAAGCGACCGUGACCGUGGUCCAAGCAGACGGUCGCCCUCUGGAACAGACCAGACCACACAGUCCCAGACCUCGCUUGUCCCGAAACGCCCUGGGAGGACCAAUCACUACAGUCGACAGUACAGGCAAUGUGAUAGACCUGGUGAAAGACCAUCUGCCUGAGCUGCAGCUCUCAGAGGAGGACCGUCAGAAGAACCUGGUGCUGCUGCAGGAGGCCAAGAAAGUCAGCGACCGCUUCCUGAGCCGCAGGGGCCGAAAGUCCACCUGCAGCCUCUCUGAAUCCCCCACAGGUCUUUCUCCUAACCACACACCAUCCUCCUCACCUGUACCGUCCAGAAGCAGCUCUCUAAUCACAGCCCCUCAAAUAGCUGUCGCCACAGAGGUGAACUAUGCCCCUUUGUCGCCUGUCAGCCUGCGAUUGGAGGUUCUGUCUGCGAGGGAGCAGGCUGACACCAGUACACCAGAGCAUGAGAGCACCAGGAGGUUGGUGGACUGGAAGCCCAAUGAGAAGCGUAAGGUGUCCUCAGGCACCCUGGCUCCCCGCUACUCUGUUCCCCCACCCCCCAGGGAGCCCAGUGGGGGCCAGAAGGAGAACUUUGACCCCCGGGUAAAGCUAAGAAUUGCCCAGCACCAGCUAGUCAAUAAGCCAGAAGAGGGUCUGGCCCGAGCCCCCAACCAGGCCCCUGCCACUGGGGUGGCCAAGCCUGUCCCUCGGCCCCCCACUCAGCAGGCCCCCUGCACGGCAGAGAUCAAGACCAUCGGGGCCUUUCCUCCCCUAAUGAGAGCUGUGUCCUGGGACACUGUUGGAACUCUCAACGCCAGAAAUGGGGCGCCAAGUCUCCCCUCUACAAACGAGGAAACCUUCUCCUUUCAAGACAAGACCCGGGAUGCCCUGCUCAAGUCCUCUGGGUACAAGGACUUCCCUGUACAGCCUGUCAAUGUGCAGAAGCUGUCCAAAAUAAGAGAGGAGCACAAGCUGAUGCGGAACCAAAGCAUUGUGGGGUCAAAGUUGGCAGACUUGAGUGAAACAGCUGAACAGGAAAGAGGUCCCUCUCUUCUGCCCCCUGCAGGGUCUCCUACUGAUGAGGAGGCUAAAGAGAAGUCAGACGCCAUGCCCAACAUCUCAGACAUCAUGCUGAGGAAACUCAAACUGCACAGAGGGCUACCAGGCUGUGCACCUCCACUCACCGAAAAAGAAGUUGAGAACGCGUUUGUUCAACUGUCGCUGGCGUUCCGGAACGACAACUACACUCUGGAGACACGGCUCAAACAGGCGGAGCGGGAGCGGACCCUGACCGAGGAGAACACGGAGAAGGAACUGGAAGAAUUCAAAGGCUCUCUGAAGUGCACGGCACCACAGUGGAGUAACAUGGAGCAGCGCGAGUCCUACCAGUGCCUCAUAGAGACAGUAGCAGUACUGCACCGUCUAGCCACCAGGCUCUCCAGCAGAGCUGAGAUGGUUGGAGCAGUCAGACAGGAGAAACGUAUGAACAAGGCCACAGAGGUGAUGAUGCAGUACGUGGAGAAUCUGAAGAGGACCUAUGAGAAGGACCACGCUGAGCUGAUGGAGUUCAAGAAGCUGGCCAACCAGAACUCCAGUCGCUGCUAUGGAGGAUCCAUAGACACUGGAGAUGAUGGAGUCCCACGGCCAUCCAGGUCUAUGUCCCUGACCCUGGGAAAGGCUUUGCCCAGGCGGAGGGUCAGUGUUGCGGUAGUCCCCAAAUUUAACCUCCUGAACAUCCCUGGUCAGACCCCGGUCAUGGCAGGACCCGGCCCCAGCGUUGCCAUGGGACCCAGCCCCCAACCCACCAUGGGCCAAACACUUCCUGUCCUGUGUGAAGCCAACAGUAUGACGAGCAACUUUCCCACCGAACCUACACAUCCAGCUAUAGCUGAGAGUGGAAAGAGUGUGGCAGAGCAGGAAGCUGAGCCAUCUGCCCCAGCCCAGCCCUCCGUCAACCUAGAGGAGAUCAGAUCAGAGAUCAGAUCAGAGAUCAAGGCAAAGAUCGAGGAGGAGGCCUACAAUAAAGGCUACCAAGAGGGACUGAAGAGAAGUAAAGAAGUCAAAGAGGUGGAGGAGGAGGAGGAAGAGGAGGAGGAGAAGGUAGAGGAAAAUCCAGAAAAGAAGGAUGAAAGAAAAGAAGUCAGCAGAAAAGAAAAGUUCAACAGUAAGGUUGAAGAGGUCCUAGUUGUCCUUGACCGGCUUUGCCCCAAGAUUUUCCGGCGUAACCGACUUCUCUGGAUUGUUUUGACGUUGUUCCUGGUCACGUUUCUGGUCGUCAGUGUUUUCACAUACUUUAGUGAUCGCUAUAACAACCAUGGGGACAUGUCGGCAGAAAAAGCCAUGGUCCAGGACAAGAAGAAGAUCUUUGGACUGAAUGUAGGAGUACAGCCAAAGAAUCCCACUCCAGAAUAACAAAGAGCCUGUCUCAUACUUCUCUCAGUCCAAAGACUCUUUUUUUCCCCAUGAUACAUCAAGAGCUGAACUUGAAUAUAGGGUUUUGAAGAUCUAGGGUCUGGGGGGGGAUGUAUCUUUGGGAGCAUUUAUUUAGUUUUUUAUUGGUUUCAGAGGAUAAGUCUUCUAAUGAUCAUAAACUUUAUCAAGGCAUAUUUAUGUUGUGUUAGGAAAGCUGCCUGACUGUUUCUGAUGUUGAUAUAUGAUUGUUGCUUAGGGGGCCAAGUAUAAUAGUGUGAUGAAAUAUGUUCUUAUCUACAGUGAGAUCCAGGAUUUUGUAUUUGAAAUGAUACAAUGACUAUUAUGUGAAAAUGCAGACUGUCAGCUUUAAUAUGAUGGCCUUUCCAUCCGUAUCAGGUGAACUGUAGCAUUUUGGAGGGGAACAAAUCAUUAUUCCCGACUCAUUCAUAAUUAUCAUGGUAGCAUCCAAUUGAAUUUCAAUAGGGUUUAGAAACAUGUUCUAUUCUUAUUUACAAUAAAUGUGACUCCAAUACACAAUAUAUUAUUUACCAUUAAUUUCUCUUUGGCACAAAAUAAUCUGACACACAAACUGCAAAUGCAUUCAACAAGUUUGUAUUCACAAGCUUGAUGUAAUCAUUGUGUGCUAUGAAUAUGGGACCAAAUACGACACAUAUACUUAUGAAUAUGGGACCAAAUACUACACAUAUACUACACGUAUGAAUAUGGGACCAAAUACCCUCAAACUAAAGCUGACAGUUUGCACUUUAUAGUCUUUAUCAUUUCAAAUCCAAAGUGCUGAAGUACAGAGCCCCCAAAAAUAUAUAUUUGUCAUUGUCCAAAUACUUUUGGACCUCACUGUAUAUAUUCACAAUGUAUUGUUCUUAUUCCUUGUCCUACUCUGAAUGUCAUCCUGUAGGACUGAAUGUGGCCCCUUGGGUGAAAAUGGAUGAUUCAUGAUGAGUUCCCUAAGACAAAUGUCACAGUAAACAUUAGACUAACGUACAUUAAUCUACCACUCUGUUACUUUUAUGUUCAUUCUCUCAGGUCCAGUAAACGGACAUCCCCUGAAGAGAUUUACAGAGAUAUUUAAAGAGAUAUGUUUUCUAAAUUCAACUUUUUUUUGUGUAAUAUAUCUAUAUUUGUGGAAUUUAAGCAGAUACUUUUUGGGAAAAUCUAUAAUACAAGCACAUUCCAAAGUAGUUCCUCAAGUGCAAUAUUUAGCAGCUGAUGGUUCUUGUUUGUAUGUGUUGUUCCUGUGUUGGUUUGCGUCCUCCGAGCACUGAAAGAUUUCCUUCAUGUACGAGUGCACUUUUAGACAGCAUGAGAAAUGUUUUAUCUUCUUCGCACUUGUGUGCCAGGAUUUUCUGUUGUGUCAACUUCGCCUUGAAAUAAAGGUGCCUUAACUCCCAGCA
Molecule: messenger RNA, 5204 nt
Organism: Oncorhynchus gorbuscha (pink salmon)
Lineage: Eukaryota; Metazoa; Chordata; Actinopteri; Salmoniformes; Salmonidae
Product: inositol 1,4,5-triphosphate receptor associated 1-like
Source: RefSeq, a predicted model, not a curated record